Molecule: messenger RNA, 4914 nt
Organism: Momordica charantia (bitter melon)
Lineage: Eukaryota; Viridiplantae; Streptophyta; Magnoliopsida; Cucurbitales; Cucurbitaceae
Product: paired amphipathic helix protein Sin3-like 4
Biological process (GO): negative regulation of transcription by RNA polymerase II
Cellular component (GO): chromatin; histone deacetylase complex
Molecular function (GO): transcription corepressor activity
Source: RefSeq, a predicted model, not a curated record
UCCUUCUCCUAACUUGGUACUGCACAACGCUUGCUCGUUCACCCAAGACUUCACGAUCCAUCGCAAAUUUUCUUCACGAUUCUGUUAAUUUGUUGGUGAUCCAUCCACAGAUAUUUUGCUUCAGCGAUGAAGAGGUCAAGAGAAGAUGUAAACAUGGAGUCACAGCCCUAGCGCCUACUACUUCCCUCUCGAGGAGAAUCUACUGUGCAGAGCCAAAUGGUGGGAGGUGGCAGCAUACAGAAAUUAACUACGAAUGAUGCCCUAGAAUAUCUUAAAAAUGUGAAGGAUAUCUUUCGAGACAAGAAGGAAAAGUAUGAAGAUUUUCUUGAAGUUAUGAAAGAAUUCAAAUCUCAAAGAAUUGAUACCGUUGGUGUCAUAGCAAGGGUAAAGCAACUAUUUAAAGGUCAUCGUGACCUGAUUUUGGGAUUUAAUAUGUUUUUGCCUAAAGGAUAUGCAAUAACGUUUCCUCUUGAGGAUGAAACACCUCCUCAAAAGAAGAAGCCUGUUCAAUUUGAAGAAGCUAUCAACUUUGUCGGUAAGAUUAAGACACGAUUCGAAGGGGAUAACCAUGUAUACAAGUCAUUUUUAGAAAUUUUGAAUUUGUACAGGAAGGAAAACAAGUCCAUAAGUGAGGUGUACCGGGAGGUUGCUGCCCUUCUGCAUGACCACCCAGACCUUCUUGGGGAGUUUGUUCAUUUUCUGCCUGAUGCUUCAGCCACAACCUCAAAUCAUCAUGCAUCAUCUAUGAGAAAUUCUGUGCUUCGUGAUGGGAAUUCUUCCAUACCACCUAUUCAACAAGUACAUUUUGACAUGAAAGAGAGGACAAUGGCUUCACAUGACGACCAUGAUAUUGGUGUUGACCACCCUGAUUCUGACCAUGCUAGAGUUACUGUUGAUAAAGCACAAUGUCAGCACAGUGAAAAAGAAAAGGAUAGAAAAGACAACACAUAUAGUAGGGAACGGUAUAGGGACAUUGAUAAAAGAGUUAACAAGCAUGAUAACAGUAGGGACAUCAGUGUGCAAAGAUUUCCUCAUAAGAGGAAAUCUACCUUUAGAGUUGAAGAUACAGUUUCAGAGAAAUGGCAUCCAGGUGGAGAAGUGGCAGCUAUGUCUUUUAUUGAGAAGGUAAGACAGAAGUUGCAAAAUGUUGAUGUUUAUCAAGAAUUUGUGAAGUGCCUUGAUAUAUUUGACAAGGAAAUAAUCACUCGAUCAGAACUGCACUCUUUGGUGAGAGAUUUAAUUGGAAGAUAUCCAGACCUUAUGGAUGGAUUUGGUGAAUUUAUGACACUAUGUGACAAAACUGAUGGGCUUCUAGCUGGUAUCAUGAGUAAAAAAUCCUUGUGGAAUGAAUGUAGUCUACCAAGAUUGGUGAAGUUAGAGGAAAGGGAAAGAAUUCGAGAUCAUGAAAGGGAGGAAGGUUUUAAAGAUCGAGACCGUGGGAAUCGAGAAAGGGAUAGACUUGAUAAAAGUGUUGCUUUUGGCUCUAACGAUGUUGGAAGCCAUAAGAUGACUUUAUUUUCUAGCAAGGACAAAUAUCUUGCAAAGCCUAUCAAUGAACUUGACCUCUCUAAUUGUGAGCAGUGUACACCUAGUUAUCGUCUUCUACCAAAGAAUUAUCCAGUUCCCUUCGCUAGUCAGAGAACAGAAAUUGGUGAUCAAGUAUUAAAUGAUCAUUGGGUUUCUGUUACUUCAGGAAGUGAGGAUUACUCUUUUAAACACAUGCGCAAAAACCAGUAUGAAGAAAGCCUGUUUCGUUGUGAGGAUGACAGGUUUGAAUUAGAUAUGUUGUUAGAGUCUGUAAAUGUAACAUCCAAGCGUGUUGAAGAAUUAUUAGAAAGAACAAACUUGUCGGACCAUCCAAUCCAUUUUGAAGACCAUCUAACAGCAGCACUUCAUCUGAGGUGUAUUGAACGCUUGUAUGGUGAUCAUGGCCUUGAUGUGAUGGAUGUGCUAAGAAAGAACGCACCUCUUGCUCUCCCUGUUAUAUUAACUCGCUUGAAGCAAAAACAAGAAGAGUGGGCACGAUACCGAUCUGAUUUUAACAAAGUUUGGGCUGAAAUAUAUUUUAAGAAUUAUCAGAAAUCACUUGAUCAUCGCAGCUUCUAUUUCAAGCAGCAGGAUACUAAGAGCUUAAGCACAAAAGCUUUGUUAUCAGAGAUCAAAGAAAUUAGUGAAAAGAAGCAAAAGGAAGAGGAUGUACUGCUCACUAUUGCUGUCGAAAAUAAACGACCUAUAAUUCCAAAUUUGGAAUUUGACUACCCUGAUCAAGAUAUUCACGAAGAUCUCUAUCACCUCAUCAAAUAUGCCUGUAGAGAAAUCUGCACCGGGGAUCAGUCUGAUAAAGUUAUGAAGAUUUGGACAACCUUCCUGGAGCCCAUGCUUGGUAUUCCUUCACGGUCUCAGGGUGCUGAGGAUUCCAAAGAUAUCAUGAGGGAGAAGAACUGUGCGAUUAGAGGUACUGCUAUUGGUAUGGUUGAGACUAGUGGUAGUCCUAUUGGUGGCGUCGCUGAGUCCAAGCUGUCAGAUCCUCCCAGAAUUGAAGUUGAAAGCAUUCCACCUGAACAAUCAAGCCCAUGCAGGGUUUGGCCCACGAAUGGAGAUAAUUCUCUUGAAGAAGGUAGUUUUCAAAAAGCAAACCGUGUUGACUGCAAGGUUGAUGCUCUCUGUAAAUUGCAGUUAAAUAUAGCUAGGACCAAUAAAUUGCAUGGUGUUGACAAACAAGAGCAUUCUAACGAGAGGCUGGCAAUGUCAAAUGUGUUACUUAGCACUGCGCUUGAGCAAGCGAAUGGAAAAGUAAUCAUAGAAAAUGCAUCAGGGCUGCGUUCUACUCCAUCCAGAACUUGGAGUGGUAGUGUUGAUAAAGGGCUUGAAUUAGCAUCAUCACAGGGUGGUGGUUCAUCGAGGCCACUAUUGUCCAAUGGUGUGAUUGGGGAAGGCUCAGAUGCUCUGGGUGUGAAUGAAGAAUGUGAUGGACAUUUGACGAUAGAGAGAGAAGAGGGUGAAUUAUCACCAACAGGAGAUCAUGAGGAUAAUUUUUCGAAUUAUCAAGAAGCUGGUCUGGACAAAACAAAAGACAGUGUCACAGGCAGGCAAUGUUUCAGAGCUCGUGUAGAGAAAAUAUCUUGCAGGGAUGUGACAAGGGAAGCUCACGUUGAUGCUGAUGAUGAAGGCGAGGAAAGUGCUCGGCGUUCAUCAGAGGAUAGUGAAAAUGGUUCUGAGAAUUGUGAUAUUUCCGGUACUGAAUCUGUUAAUGGAGAGGACAGUACUCGUGAAGGGCAGGAAGGCAGGGGGUGCCAUGACAAUGAUAGUAAGGUUGAGAGUGAAGGUGAGGCUGAAGGGAUGGAUGAUGCCCAUAGCACUGAGGGUGAUGGAACAAUAUUACCCUUUUCAGAACGUUUUCUACUUAAUGUGAAGCCUCUUGCCAAGUACAUCCCAUUGGCAUUACACGGCGAAAAAAAUAACUCUCGGAUUUUUUAUGGAAAUGACUCCUUUUAUGUUCUAUUUAGACUUCACCGAACAUUGUAUGAGCGGAUUCAAUCAGCAAAGAUUAAUUCAUCAUCUGCGGAUAAGAAGUGGAAGGCUUCAAAUGAUACCGGCCCUAAUGAUCUCUAUUCUAGAUUUAUGAAUGCACUUUGUAGUUUACUUGAUGGCUCCUCUGAUACUAUGAAGUUCGAGGAUGACUGCCGAUCUAUUAUUGGAACCCAGUCAUAUCUUUUAUUCACUUUGGACAAGUUGAUUUUUAAACUUGUUAAACAGCUUCAAACAGUUGCUACUGAUGAGAUGGAUACCAGGAUUCUCCAAUUAUAUGCCUAUGAGAAUUCUAGAAAACUUGGAAAAUAUGUGGACACAGUUUAUCAUGAAAAUGCCCGCGUGCUUCUUCAUGACGAUAGCAUAUAUCGCAUAGAAUGUUCAUGCACUCCAGGGCAUCUAUCAAUUCAGCUAAUGGAGUUCGGCAACGAUAAGCCUGAAGUUGCGGCUGUUUCACUGGAUCCCAAUUUCUCGGAUUACCUGCAUAAUGACUUCCUCUCCAUUCUCCCUGACAAGAAAGACAAGUCUAGAAUCUACUUGAAGAGAAAUAAAUGCAAGUAUGCCUGCAGGGAUGAAACUUCUGCUGCAUGCCAGGCCAUGGAAGAACUUCAGAUUCUUAAUGGUCUGGAGUGUAAAAUCACUUGCACUUCAUCGAAGGUCUCGUACGUUUUAGACACAGAAGACUAUUUGUUUCGCAGAAAAGGCAGAAGGAGAAGUUUACAUAGAAGUGGUUCUUGGCAUCCCCACCAAUCAAGGUCUUCAAACAGUGGUUUUCGUAGAGGACAACAAUAUCAAAGAUGGCUAUCGCCGAGCUCAUGAAGCACUUCCUAUACGACCAGCGCACUAAUAUGUAGGCGAAUUCUUAUUUUAUGUUAGCACCAUAUUGGUCUCUCCUUUUCGCACUAAUGUCCCGUUGGCUCUUAUUUCUGAGUUGCGUCACUGAAGCAAAGCAAGCAAGAGAAAAUCUGAGAUGGCGUUGUGUGCAUAUCUUAGGUUUCCAACAGCAGAAGAAUACAGGCAGGCGUAAUAGAAAGAAGCUCAGGAAAUUGGCAAGACAAGCUGAUUGUGAUGUUAGCCAUUAUUUGUCUGUAACAAGACAAUUUACAACAAAUACAGUUGAGGGAAGUGAACUUGGAUCCAGGGCUGUCUGUAUUCAUAUUCACAGUUGGUACACGUGCACGUACACAUACACAAACACGUAUAGCAGUCUUAUGUGACAAAAUCUUGUAAAUAGAGGUAAUUUGUGAUGUGAAAAAGUCGAGAGAAACUACACAUACAAUUCCACAUUUCAUUCAUUCUGGUUUCUUCAAUAAAUAAGUUGUAUUUGUAUACAGGAGAUGGUUGCGUCGUGCAUCUAUUAUUAAAUUUGUUGAGGCCACUGUCAAA